AUGGGUGCGAUCGGAACCGGAGGCUACGACGGCGGCGACUGCUGCGAAUGCACCUGUCAGGUUACGAACUCAGGUUGGGGUUGCAACCCAGACUACUUCGCCUGCAUCGACCUGGAAGCCCCUUGCGUCGACGAUGACGACAUUACUGCUGAAAUGGUGGAGAAUUGA
Messenger RNA from Ectocarpus siliculosus, 168 nucleotides. Lineage: Eukaryota; Phaeophyceae; Ectocarpales; Ectocarpaceae. The record is from the annotation of a GenBank genome assembly.